This is a messenger RNA of Moneuplotes crassus, 1443 nucleotides long. NCBI's taxonomy places the organism in Eukaryota, Ciliophora, Spirotrichea, Euplotida, Euplotidae. The record is from the annotation of a GenBank genome assembly.
AUUAUAAUGCAGUUUAGCAAGAGAACAUUCGCAAGAUCUUUCAGAGGAGUGAGUAGGACCAAUCACUUUACUCAAGGAAUUGAGGGCUAUAAAUAUCUGAUCAGGAAGACAAUGCAAGAUCAAAGAGUUGUUAGCACCUCUAUUAAAGCUCCAUCUUGGCCAGAUCGUAGCAAAUUGCACCUUAUUGCAAUUCCAACGAGAUCGACAGAGACACAUUCAAAGAGGGAUUACUUUAGAAAUGCUGUUGAAGAAUUUCAGCCAGAUGUUAUCGUGUCUCAAUCAGACCCCACUAAUUAUUACAACAUGAAAAAGUUACUUGGCAAAGAGUUUAAAGAAGAAACAUUCCAGGUUUUGAAAAACGUAAAAUCUAUUGAUGACUGUAUUAUUGACUAUGAUUAUUUUGAUCAGCUCCUGACUCAGCACUACAGUGAGCAGGAGGAGGCAAAGAGAAAUUCUGAGAAGAAAGAAAUUUUUGAAAAAGAAAAAUAUGAAUAUGACAAUAUCUUAUAUCGCGACCUAGAGCCACAGAUGAUGAGUAGACUUCAUGAGUAUAAUGAAGCCUUCAAUGCUAUUGAGACUCAAGAGGAUAUCAGAAAUCAUCCCAAAAUGAAAGAGCUGAAGAGGCUUCAUGACAUUGUUCAUUACACUAGAACAAUGCUUUGGGGAGCAAAUCUGGAGCAUUUACACUAUGAUAUGGAAGGAAAUACCAUAAGAGCCAUGGUCAAUAGAAACAAGGUUGCACUUGGGGAAUAUCCAGAGAUCUUGUUUAGAAGGUUUAUUGAUAGAAACUUUAGCUACAAAUAAAUUGAAAGCCGUUUACUCAGCAGUCAUGAAAAUUUGUGAAAAUCCAGACUAUGAUGAUCUUAAAGGAAAAGAUGAAGCUACAACUCUAAGCGUUUCUGCAGCUUAUGGAGAGUUUCCUGAAAUCUUUAUACUUCCAAAAACAUUAUACACAGCAGGAUUGAUAAAAGAAUUGAUAGACAAAAACCAGAGAGUUCUUGCUUUUGUAAAUUCGACUUGCUAUGCUGAAGUCAAAAGAAGGAUGCUUGAUCCAAUUUUCUAUAAGCAGUUGAACAUGAAAAAGUAUUUAGAACUUAAAGAAAACAAAAGGCCUGAGUCAGAUGAAAUAAGGAUUAAGAAACAAGCUCUAUUAGAUAAUUUGUUGGAUAACUAUCCUUGGAUGACUGAUGAUGUAUUGAAUUCCAUCAAAGUUGAUACUAAGGAAAUCCCACAAAGUCAACAGAAUGUCUUAAAGUCAGUAUACUCAACAGCUUAUUCUAAGUAUUUGGGAAUUAGAAAAGAUGUCUUAAAAUUUGAUGCCACUAAUUUGGAAAAACUUCAGAAGAAAAGAGAAAGCCAACAAGAAGAACAUCAGAAAGGAUCUAGAGAGAGAAAAUUAGAGAAAGCAAGGGAAUUCUAAAUUAUAAAACACUGAUUCAAUCA